This is a messenger RNA of Seriola dumerili (greater amberjack), 1170 nucleotides long. It is a transcript of the gene tspan36, whose product is annotated as tetraspanin-3-like. Lineage: Eukaryota; Metazoa; Chordata; Actinopteri; Carangiformes; Carangidae. The transcript has 7 exons. Bases 205 to 942 code for a protein of 245 amino acids. Gene Ontology annotation, biological process: protein maturation; protein localization to plasma membrane; regulation of vascular endothelial growth factor signaling pathway. The record is from RefSeq and is a predicted model, not a curated record. Gene Ontology annotation, cellular component: membrane.
GGGCUGUUGGACCUGUUCUGUUACAUCGCUCUCCUCCCCAAAGCAUGUGACCAUGUGAUCACAUUCACUGCAGCCAGACAAAGUGAGAGAACUUGUGACUGAACGAGCGACGGCAGGAGACACUCGGCGGCUCUGCGAGAAUAAAAUCCGGAGUUUAGUGACCCCAUAGUUUCUUCUUCAGUCUCCUCACCUCCGUCAUACAACAUGGACUGCGGGAUCUUCACGUCCAAGACCAUCCUCCUCUUCCUCAGCUUGAUAUUUUGGGCUGCAGGAGCGGCGUUGGCCUACGUUGGCGCCUAUGUGAUCAAGAGCUAUGACAAUUUUGACAGUUUCAUUCAGGACAAGUACACGCUUGUACCAGCAGCCAUCAUCAUUGGCAUCAGCGUGGUGAUGUUCCUUUUUGGGCUGUUGGGAUGCUGCUCCACAAUCAGAGAGUCCAAAUUCGGCCUCAGCUUUUUCUUCCUGAUCAUCAUGGCGAUCUUUGCCGCUGAAAUAACUGCUUUGGUAUUUAGCUUCAUCUACCAGGGCAAGAUAAGUGGAGAUCUGGAGCGCUCUAUGAAUGGAACCUUUGAAAAGUAUGAUGGACAGGGCACUGAGACCAAAGGUGUGGACUACCUGCAGCAACAGUUGCAGUGCUGCGGAGUUAAAAAUUACACCAACUGGAUCGGCACGGCGUGGUAUACCAGCCACAACAACACAGUGCCUGUGUCCUGCUGCAAGAACAGCACCGCGCAGUGCACUGGCCGACUGGAUCAACCAGAACUGCUUAACGUAGAGGGUUGUGAACCCAAGCUGACGCGCCUCCUCCAGGAUGUGUGGGGUUACGCCAUGCUGGUCAUUCUGGGCUUCGCAAUCAUCAAGUUCUUUGGGAUGCUAAGCGUAUGUGUGAUCACCUGUAAAAGUGGCAGCCGAAGGAGCGGCUACCAGCCUCUCUACGCCUGAACCACCUCCUGAAAUCACCCACCACCUCCUCACUUCAGUCCUUUAGGUUUUCUGACCACUUGAUAUCGGCAGGCAUCCUUAUUCUGCAGUGUACAGAGGCUUCCAGGUCAAACGUAUACAAAUCUAAGAUUUACUUACAUAAUGGCAUAUACACACAAGUGGAAAACUCUUCUCCUUGUAAGAUCACUCCUCAGACGAUAUUUGACAUAAAUGUGACGUGGCUUUGAA